ACAGGACUCCAAAGUCUGUCAAUUGAGUUAUCACAUAAUAUUUUCAUUUUUACUUUCACAAAAUUCCAGUACUAUGAACAAAAUUACCAAAAGCGUCGAAGAAGUUAAAUCGGCCAUCAGUGACCAUUUCCUCGAAGCAAAUGCCACCGCGUCAAGUCAAGCUAAAAAAAUCGACACCGUCACAAAAAACAUCAAAAGGGAUCAUGAACAUUUGGUGGAUGUAGUAAAAAAAGCUCCCGCUAAUAACGUGAAGCAGGUUCAAAAAAAUUACAUGGAAAAAGGAAGUGAAAUGUUCGAUUUUCUUGCCGGUGCCACCGGUUCUAGGCGUACCAGUGUAGACGAUGAUAACAAUGAUACUGUGGAUGUCAAUUUGAGACAUUUAAAAGAUAUCGUGCAAACAGACCUUAAGAACUCCAAAGAGGAGAGUAAACAAUUAGUAGACACAACCAAAGCCAAACUGAAUAACUUUAUCGGUAAUUUAUUCAAGGAUCACUCAAGCAAAGGAAAUUUUUCCACCACAGCAGCAGUACUAUUUGAAAACUUUAACAAAAAACUCAAGGAUGACUUAAUAGAAAAAAGUUUAAACGCGCAAAGGACUCGAAGCUCAUUAUCACCAGAUCUGGCAACAAUUUUUUACGAUCCGAGGGUAAAAUCACAAGAAGAAAUCGAAGCAGAAAGGCUACUUCAGGAGUACUUCGAAGAAGAGAUUCUCGCUUUCAGCGAACAGUCAAAAAACAGCUUUCAAAACACAAACGAAAAAAUCCAAAAAGACAUUAGCGAGACUAUGGAAAAAAUUAAGAAAACUUUAGUGGGCAUUCAGGAGGUUGCUAAUAAAGAGACUGAAAAGGCUGACUCCAAAAGUUGCCGCAAUUUACCUUCAAAAAGUGAAGUGGCGCAGAACCUUAAUGACUUCCUUGGAAAGGCUGAACAGGAUUUCCAGAAGGUGCAAAAAACUAUGAAAAACGACGUGGAGGAUAAUAAGAAUAAAAUUAAUGAAAACGCCAAAUAUUAUGCGGAAAAGUUUUUGGGGAGGCAUUUUGGGGCACGCGAGGACGAUGAGAAUUAUGAAUAAACACUUAUUUCAUAUAGGUUUAAUAAAAAUAAUAAAAUAUUGUUAUUUAAA
Molecule: messenger RNA, 1123 nt
Organism: Anthonomus grandis grandis
Lineage: Eukaryota; Metazoa; Arthropoda; Insecta; Coleoptera; Curculionidae
Exons: 2
Coding region: 74-1072 (332 amino acids)
Source: RefSeq, a predicted model, not a curated record